Molecule: messenger RNA, 9567 nt
Organism: Stegostoma tigrinum
Lineage: Eukaryota; Metazoa; Chordata; Chondrichthyes; Orectolobiformes; Stegostomatidae
Product: E3 ubiquitin-protein ligase RNF167-like
Exons: 12
Coding region: 313-1473 (386 amino acids)
Biological process (GO): positive regulation of DNA-templated transcription; ubiquitin-dependent protein catabolic process; protein ubiquitination
Cellular component (GO): nucleoplasm; cytoplasm
Molecular function (GO): ubiquitin protein ligase activity; zinc ion binding
Source: RefSeq, a predicted model, not a curated record
CUGUCCGGACGCCAUCUUGAUCGUGCUGUGGGCCGAGUGUUUGGAGGCGGCAGAGGCGGGGGCGGUAAUUGGGGCCAGGAGCCACCGCUCCUUCUCGUCGGCCUGACAUAUCUCAGCAUAUCGCCAGUGUCCGCCGGGCAAGUGGGGAGUAUUCCAUCACACUCCUGAUUUGUGCCUUGUGGAUGGUGCGCUGGGGAAUCGGGAGGUGGCAUCUUCAGUGCUGUCUAGCUUCCAUUGGAGCUCUGUUUUGUCCUGCUCUGAAUUUAUACGGUAUGGUCUGUCAUGGUGCUGUACAAGAUUCCCUGACUCAAGAUGCCUGCGGGUGUGUACUACUCAGUACCAUACUGUGCCAUCUUUGUUUUGCCAGUUCUUCUAAUGGAUGUGCCAGCUGUGAAGGGAUAUGUGUGUGCAUACACAAACAGUACCCCCAACACCACCAUGAUCUUUGAUGACUUGCCAUCGAUGUUUGGCUACCAGCUGCUAAGGGAGGGGCUACAGGGUUAUUUGGUAUUUGCCAAGCCUGAUAAUGCCUGUGACCCUAUUGCACCACCACCUUCAAACACCACCACUCUUGACUUUAUCGUUAUGAUUCGCAGAUAUGGAUGCAAUUUUGACGUCAAGGUACUUCAGGCACAGCAGGCUGGGUAUAAGGCAGCGAUCGUACACAAUGUCGAUUCGGACCAGCUGCUCAGCAUGCACUGGAGCAGUGAGGAGGUCAGACAUCAAAUAACAAUCCCAUCAGUGUUCAUCGGAGUCCGUGCUUCCCAGCUCUUGAGGUCACUGUUCACUUAUGACAAAGGUGCAUAUAUUGUACUAAUGCCAGACUUCAACUUCCCAUUGGGAUAUUACCUCAUUCCCUUCACCGGUGUGGUUGGAAUUGUGAUUGUCAUUAUGAUCACUGUCAUGAUAGUGAGGUGCGUGCAGUAUCGGCGCAGAAUCCGGACAAGCCGGCUGUCAAAGGAGCAACUGAAGAAAAUUCCAGUCCAUAAAUUCAAUAAAGGUGAUGGAUAUGAAGUUUGUGCAAUCUGUCUGGAUGAAUAUGAGGAGGGUGACAAACUUCGAAUAUUACCCUGCUCACAUGCAUACCACUGUAAAUGUGUGGACACUUGGCUAACACAGACAAAAAAGACCUGCCCUGUUUGCAAGCAACGUGUUCUGCGUUCAACUGCUGAUCCUGAAUCGGGAUCCGAUGUGGAAGAUUACCCUGAAGGAGAUGAGCGUCAGUCGGAGCGUACUCCACUUCUCCAAGCGGCUUCGUCCUCUGCAACACAAUCAUUUGGCUCCAUGGCCUAUUCCCCCACACAGCACAGAGGGGAGCACUCAUCAGAUUCCAGUGAGGAUGGUUGCAUUGCUGCCUAUGCUGAGAGAGAGGAAGUUCCAGAUCACAAGCAGGAGAAUCAAAGUCACUCUUCAUUCACUAAAGGAUCUGGAUCUCAGCCUAACAUCAAUCCUGGGCAUGUUUUUAAUGUGUAGUUAGGAACCUCGGGCCUUACUAUGCUCUUAUUUGUAAAACUGUAAUCAUUGUGUGACUGCAGCUCAAAGAGGGCUUAAUUUAGAACUUUUUGGGGCAAUGUUUAAAAUACAUAUUUUUUGUGUGAACGGGGAGGUUCUGCUGUUAAUGAGCAAUGAGCACAAGCUGGUUUAGUAUCUGCACAUGAGCAUAUUGCUCAAUGCCAACCGAAUUCAAGCUUUUUCAACUCCCUGUAACAAAGGUAUUCGGUGGGGGACAGAGAAAGAAUCGCUCCAGAAUGUGAUAGAUAUCUCAUUAAAUGCCGUGAAGAAACUUUCUCUUCCACUUUCUGUAAAAAGUGCUCAAAAUUAAAAAGCACAACUUCCUGGGGCCCUUGCUGGUCGGAGGUAGACAGUCCCUCAUCUGCAGGCGAUCUAGAAGUGAGCUACUCUCAGUUCCUCAGUCUCUGUUCUCAUCAAUGAUAAAAGCCUGGUGUGGUGUAUAUUCUCCCUAACUGUACAGGAGAGAGCUCUGGAAUCUGAACACCGAAACAGGGCUAUGUGUACUGGUACUUGCAGUUUCUCCCAAAGUCACUCUGGCCUGAUGUGGGCAGUAUGAUCACAAAAAUGUUUGAAAUGUUCAUAGUUCCCUUUUUAUACUAAAUUUUGGAAGUCUAAUAAUCAGAAUGUUCUUUUGUUACAAUUGUGUGAUUAAUUGAGCAGCUAGUUAUUGAUAAGUUGUGAUCAUGCAUAAGAAGCGCCGCUAAAGGGGGAAUGAAGCCAGAGUCAAAGACAAUAGAAAUAGCGCAGUCUUAGCUGUCUGGCAUUUGCAUCUCCAGUCUUUUAGUUUAUUUUGCUGCUUGUGACCAUUUCCUCAUUUAUAAAGAAUGAGGCAUUUACCGAUGAUGGACAAUGCCCAGGACCUCUGUGUUCCAGACUGCUGCCUGUUGAUCUUUCACUUUGAAUUACCUCCUCACACUGACAAUAAAUGUGCUGAAGUAACACUAGGUGACUGGAAAAUCAGUUGCAGCAACUGACUACAAUUAUGAACAUUCCAGGAAUUGGUCCUCUGGCUCAGCUGUGCAUUUUGACCCCAGUAGUAUUGUAGGGUUUCAUGAGGUGUAUUAUUUGUAUUUUGUGUGGGAAAGGAGAAACAAAUUAUGUGAUAGCAUCAAAUUUGAUUUAUUCCAGAUUUCAAUUACAUUACAAAGAACCACAAACUCUCUGUAUCCUGCCAUCAUGCAUUUGCAUUGUUUGCUGCAUUUGCAUGGUGUACUGUGGAUGCUGGAGACCCGAACCAACAAAGCGCUGGAGAAACUCAGUGACUCUCACCUGUGAGACAGCACCUGUGAAGGGAGAAACAGAGUUAACAUUUCAAGUCCAGUGCGCCAGCUGCUCAACCUGCUGAGUUUCUACAGCACUUUGUCUCCAUUUUUUGUGAAUAUGGUUCAGGAAGGAGUUAGAGACAGAUAAUGCAAGCAUUGCUGGAACUUGAGGCAUAGUACUGAGUAUGUCUUCUGUUGCACUCCUUUCAUUUGAAUUGGCUGAAAUUUGAAUGUAUUGUGAUCAGAAUGACAGCUUUUAUCAAAUGCCAAACUCGACAGGAGCAAGAAUCAAGUGUGAUAUGGAAUUGGCAGUCUUCAUAAAUGAUAUGUUCCUUGCUUAUCCAUGCUUUUCAAAAUCCGUUUAAUUACAUUUUAUAAUUAAUUUUUAAUAGAGUUUGUAAUCAUCUAAACAAAUAUAUGUCAAAUUCACUACUGCUCUGUCACACAGUGAGGGCAGCUAUCUUUAUUCCACAGCAGUUUCCACAAUGCAGACAAGUUAAUUAUGAAUCUGGGUGACUGAUAGUUAAGAGUCAUGGGCCAAGACUUCCCAAACUUCAGACAGUUGGUGAUCAGAAACGUUCUGAAAAAUGCUGGUCAGGACCUCAGAUAUUCUGAAGAACUGAACAUGCAGUUAAGCACCAAAAAGGUUUAACUUCCAAGGGCAGUUUACCCGGCAUCUAGAUCUCUGUGACAGAGUUCCCAACUUUAAGUUCAAGCAGAAAAUUUAGAUGGUUCCACUUCACAGAACUCAAUAGUUAGCCAGGAAAAGUUAGAUGGUUAAAACCUGUUCAGACUCCAGGAUAACUUUGAAACUGACCACAUACCCACAAUACCUGACUACCUUGCACUCUCACCCUAGUAUCACAUCAUGCAUAUUUCUGGCACUUCAACCUAACUGGUCCAUCUGCCCCUUUAAUCACCUGGCACCCUCACCCUUCACCUACUCACAUUGCAUUCCAGCCACAAAUCCGACCCUCUGUACCCUCAUCUACUUACCUCCCACACUUCACUCAGUAGCUGUGGGCUCUUUGAGUAUUUUACUUUCUGGAAUACAGCAGCACUCAUCGUCAACAUGGGACGUGGUUUCUAUGACAGUUUGCUGGUAAGCUGCCUCUGAUUUGCUGGACUGAUAGAAAAAUCCUGGGAAGGAAACUGAGCUCUUUUUAUCUGAACAGUUUGGAAAUAGGGAUUCUUGCAAACUAAUACGUCAUUCCAGAUCAUACAGAGGCCAGUUGGCUUGAGAGUCCAUGCUGGCUCUCUGUGGCAUGACCCAAUCAAUCCCAAUCUCCUGUUCUAUCCUCUGUCGCUGUAAUUUUGUUCCUGUCAAACACCCACCUAAUUUCCAUUAAAAUCAUUCAUGGACUCCACUGCUGUCAUCCUUGUCAAUGUGUUCCAGGUCAUUAUCACCCUGCAUUUAAAAAAAUCCUUUCUCACCUGUAACUCUCUCCCAAGCAGUUAAAUAUGUGUCCCUUUGUCCUUGUGCCUUCAACAAAUGGGAACACCUUUAACUGCCAUCUCAAAACUUGUCGAACCUUGUCCACUUCUAUCGAAUCCUCACUCAAGCUUUUUUGGUCCAAGGAGAGCCAGCCCAGCUUCUCCAGCCUAACUUUUUAUAAAGAUUCAGUGAAAUUCAAGUUUUCGUAUGCUUUGCUAUCUUCUGUCUUAGUACGUCUUUUUACCUUUACGGUCUGUGUAUGUAAAUUCCAGGUCUGUCUGUGCACAUGCUCUAUAACUGUGCCAUUAAGUCGGCCCUGCUUCUCCCUGUCCCUUCUGCCAAAGUGCUUCACCUCACAAUUCCUUGUCAAAAAUUCCACUUUCCUUUGUGUUCUCAUUCUGCUGGGCUGCCCUGUUAGACGGUCUUUUGGCAUUAUCAUCAGUAUCUCCCAUACUUUUAAGUUUGAUAUUGUGGGAAAAUGUUGAGUUUUGUUCCUUCAUACACUUCUUCACAGUUCUUGAGGGAAUACAAUUGUCUACAACCCUCCAGUCAAUUAGUUGAUAAUAAAACAAAGAACUGCAGAUGCUGGAGAUCUGAAACAAAAACAUAAAUUGCUUGAGAAACUCAGCAGGUCUGACAUAAUCUGUGGGGGAAAAGCAGACUUAAUGUUUCAAAUUUGGUUCUGAUAAAGAGCCACUGAACUCAAACCAUUAACUCUGCUUUCUCCCCACGGAUGUUGCGAGACCUGAGUUUCUCCAGCAAUUUCUACUUUUGCUCCAGUCUAUUACGUAACAAAGCAAGUGCUACCUUUUACAAUUCUGUGUUGGGUCUGCUCAAUGAACUCAUUUUUUCCAAGUGCCUCUAGUUUUUUUUACUGUGGUUAUUGUUCCUUUAACGUCAUCGACAAACGAUGCUAAAUUGAUUGGCCUGUAGUUGACACAAAAAUCCUUUCACCUGUUUUUGGGAUAAAGAUAGCAUAUUCGGCACUCUCCAGUUAUUACAAUGUUUGGCCAAAUCUGAGACAAUAUUAACAAAUCUUUUCGCGAGCCUCCUAUCUGCUCUAAGCAUGUUCCAGGGAAUCCUGUCUAUCAGUUCUUACCUCAUCUAUAACAUCUGUCAUCUUUGCUUCUACCAUUAUUUGUCUGUUUCCUCUAGGUAGGCAGUGGUACAAAUUACUCGUUAAAUAUUAUAACCUGCAUCUUUGCUUAUAUCAACCUCUUUGGUCCUAUUAAGGACAGUGUUCUCCAAAGAUCUGAUCAUGGUGAUCAGCAUGCUGAUACUAUAUACAACAUUGAUUUCUGGUUCUGGAUGUUGCUGCCACACACAGCUUAGAGGUUAGCGAAGGAGAAAAAUUAGUGGGAAUCCUGAAUAGGACCCACCUUACUCUUUACUAUCUGUUUGCUGUUUAUGUGCCAGUAGAUUUUUAUGUUCCUUUUAUGCUGACUGCUGAUCUAAUCUCAUAAAUUCUUGGCGGUACUUUCCUCUGUUUUCCCCCUCAACUUUUUGCAUUUGGCCUGGUUCUUGCCUGAAGAAUUAUUUGGUGUGCAACAUGCAUUUUAUUUUUUGUUUUGUUGUAUUCUCUAUCUUCCAUGUCCUCCAAGGAAUUCUGGCUUGGUUCUCUUCUUUUUAUGCCUUUAUCGGAAUGUAUUUGAAAGUUCUUAUCCAUAAAACACUUUUUUCUGUCAAUUCAUUUGGAUCAUUGAAAGUCCCACAAUAUUAGCACUCUAUAGGUUUUUCACAUCGCUGUGAUUUUCCUGCAGAUUCAUUCCUUUUUCUCCCUCACACUCUCCCGAGCAACAUUUUCCCCUUUUACUUGUCCGGUGGCUUAUGUCUUUGCCCUUUUUAAAACCGGUUCCCCUUCUCCUUCUCUGUCUUUUCUGAUCACUUUGUAUCUUUGAAUGUGAAGUACCAUCGUUAAAGCCAUGUUUCUGUUAUUGUGUCACCGCAGCAUUAUUCCCCAAAAAGCUAUUUUUGCAUACACCCCACAUUAUUCAGCACACUUUAUGGUUAUUUAGGUGCACCAUAAGCCUGUCUUGGAUUAUUUUUAUAUGGAAAUGAGCUGAUUAGUUGAUUUGCUGUUUAAUAUAACAGUAAUAAAUAAGUUUAACUUUCUUUAUCUACAAUGAUGGAAUGAUUCAACAGCCAAUCACAAACAAAACUCAGCAGAUCAUUGUGAGGAAGGGUCUCCAGACCUGAAAGGUUAACUCUGAUUUCUCUUCACAGAUGCUACCAGAGCUGCUGAGCUUUUCCAGCAACUUCUGUUUUUGUCUCUGAUUUGCAGGAUCCACCAUUCUUUCAGUUUUAGUUGAACCAUUCUACCACUGGGCCUUAAUCUUGUUACAAACCUCCGCGAAGCCAGUAUCUAUUGUGUAAAUUACAGGUAUUUUUGGCAGAAGAGGGUUCCCAUUGUACAUGGCAUUUAUAACACUAGAAAUUGGACAGAAUGCUGAGCGUUAUCGCCACCAAGAUUAACACGAACACUCCAGAUUUCCAUGUCAAACAGCAAACUACCAGCUUCUAUUUGAAGCGAAUGCCUUUUCUUCCCCAUCCCAUUGCUGCCAACUCUGAAUAAAAUUAACAAAUUUCAAAACGCUGAUAUUUUGAAACCUACAAUUUUGUUUGCUACUUAUACAUGCAGUGUACCGAAAUUACCUGGCAAACAUGCUUGUUAGCUGUGUAAAAGUCAAGUUCAUGCCCUUACAGAACAGAAUCCUCAAGUUGAAGAAUUAGCAACAUGUGCAAACGAUCAUAAGAAGCAACUAUUUGUUACAUCAAGCUUAUAACAAUGUAAAUUUAUAAAAAAAACCCUCUUUGACAUUGUGAAACAUUCCAAGUGUUAACUUGAUAAUUCCCAGAUAAAUAUAACGUGGCAGCUGCGCAACAAACCCAGACCAAAGCAGAGAAUGUUGGUCUGAUUUUAAAAAGCCCUUAUGUCCCGAUGGACAGACUUAUAAAAUUAAAACUUCCUUUCCAAGUUACAAGUCAGCAUCUUUAUCGGCCUUGUGCUAUGUUCAAAGCCUCUGUUUAGACACUUAUUAGUAGUAUUGCUAUCUUUCCUGAUGUUUUAUACGAAUCUGUAAAAAUGCUUUUGGUUUUAGCCACUGGAUUCACAGUCUCAGCUCUCCCUUUCGUGUUUUUAAAGAGAUUUUUAGCAGCUUGAGGCCAAGCAGAAUGCCUUCUUGGUUAGCAACAUGGAGAGAAAUGGGCCUGAAUUGGCAAAAAUGGAGCGUAGCAAGAGAAAUAGAUUUAAUAGAUAUAAGGUAUCUAUUUCUUUGAGUAGAAUUUAUUUUUUAUUCAGUCCUGGGUGUAGAUAAAGUGGCAUGCCAAUGUUUUGUUAUCGUCGCUGCUGAUGUUAUUACUAGACACGUAAUGUCCCAGAUUGAAAUGUUUCACAGAUCUUAUUUGGUUUGGUUUUAAUGUGGCCUGUCACUGAAACAUAACCACACAUUGUUGCUGAUUUAGUUUUAACAAUAGAAGAGUUAGUUUAGCAAAAUAAAUGAAGAUAAAAUAGAUUAAGCUAAUUGUUUAAAUACAACAUUUUUCAGGGUUUUGAAACAUGUUAAAAAUAAUACCCCAUUAAUCCUAAAAACACUCCGUUACAGAUUCCAAAAACGCCACUGGGCAGUCAGUCAUUAAACAUUUCCAAACACACAGAAAAUUCAUAUGCCUCUAAUUCAAAAUUCAAAGAUCCAAACCUUAUAUACAUUUUUAAUAUCUUGUUUUUAAGUAUCAUACUGUAUAACGCAGUGUCUUUCUGUUUAUAUUUCUCUGUGCCUAGUUGUAUGUCUCCACCUGUGUGUGUAUCUCUCUGACCUUGAGAGUGGUCAGCAUGUUUAAUUCCUGAAAUGCACGUCCCUAAUUCACCUAACAAGUAUUUUUGAAUGUGUAGCUAGAUUCCCUUGAUGUAACCUGGAGGCGCCGCCAUUGGACUGGGGUGGACAAGGUCAGAAAUUGCAUGAUGCCAGGUUAUAGUCCAACAGGUUUAUUUGAAAUCACAAGCUUUGUGUUUUGAGGUGACUUCACCUGAUGAAGGAGCAGCGCUGUGAUUUCAAAUAAACCUGUUGGACUAUAACCUGGUGUCAUGUAACUUCUGACCUAGUCCGUUGACAUAGGUUAAUACAAUUGGAUCACAAUAAUUCAGAUCCCAGCCUGAUGCCCCUAGAAUUCUACAGCACCAAAAAUAUAAAUGUUUUAUUCCAUGAGCAAAAUGGUCAGUUUGUUUCUGUUUAUUACUGUUAUAAGUCAAGAGACUUUCAUUUGGUUUCUUUAAUAAACCAAGAAUAUUUAUCAUCAACAAACUUAGUUUAAUUCCUACUUGUUUAAAGAAUAUCUCCCCUUAAUCACAAUGCACACACAAUCAUACAACAAACAAGACAAUUCUGCAGAAAUGGCACAGAUUUGACAGGGGGGGAAUAAAGGCAAAUGGGAAAAACACUGCAGUGGGUCUGAACUCCGGAUAAAUAAAAGGAAAAACUUAUGAUCAAGUGCAUAUCCUGUUAUCAAGAUUACAAUGCUGACCAUGGUAGAAUCAAUGAGAUCUUCAAAUCAGACCAGUUCGGGUGAGAGCCCAUUAGAGUUCAGUCUUAGAAUAGAGUCAACAGUUCAGCUUUCUGAGUUAAGAGGCAGUUAAAGACAGGGAUUUCUAGAACUUCUUCAGAUUCCCCGAAGAUACUUUACUGGAAGACCAAUCUGUGCCCCUUGCCUUGUAAAGUUUGCUGUUUUCUGGGAGAGAAAAGAUCUUUAGUUUUGGUGCCAGUUUCUUGGAAGUUUUUUCUUUGUCUUCAACUUACAGACCUAAGUGUGUAUAGAAAUAGCAACUUUAGUUCAGAGGCUGUUGCUAGGCAAUCCUCACUACAGGUCUCUUCCAUCAGUUUGGUAGUUACCAUUAUAAAAUCCAUACUUCAUCAAUCUGUUAAAAGCUUUACCUUGCAUUCUUUCCACAAACUCAGUUAUCUUUUUGCAACAAUACAUGAGCCACAGCCCUCUACAACUUCUGAAUAUUCACUCAUCCUGCUGAACACACCUCCCAGAAAUAAUACAGAUGAAAUUCUUUUUGAAUCCAGAGUGCCCGGGAAGUUUCAUAUUCCAUACCUUCAGAGUCCUUUAUAAUGAGUACAAUUCCCGAAAAGGAGAACAAAAACCCAGUGUUCUGAUUUGUUUUCGUUCGUUGCUGCUGCCACACCCCAAAAGUUAGAAGUCUAUGCGUUUCACCUUUUUAACAUAGUCCCUGCUGAGUAAUUCAACAUGUACAGUUUAAAAUAUUUUGCAGAUAGUUCAAUGUUUUAAUCAUGUGAUUUUUAGUUAUAUGUUUCAUUUCAGUUGUAAACCCCAAUGGAAGCCUUUCCAUUAAACACUGGA